GAGAGGAGAGGAAGAGAGAAAAGACAAGCGAGACUUGGCAAGGCUCUAUCGCGGCUCCCUUUGUCUGUGUGUUCGGCUUUGCGCUGAGGAAAUCAAAAAUACCAAGGGUGCAGGAGCUCUGCUUCAAUGCUAAAAAACAAAACCGGACCAAAAAAAAAAAAAAACGGCUGAAAUAUUUCAGGAGCAGGGGUUGACGGGCGCGAUUUGUGUAACAAAUAUGCAGUUUACUAAAUGAUUUCUGCAAAACUACUGUGUCUUUUUCUCCCCCCGCCCUGAGGGGGAAGUUGUCUGAGCCAAGAGAUGACCAGGUUGUUUGAAAAUCUUUGUUUUUCAGUUUUUUUUUUUUGUUGGUAAUUUCAUAAGCGCGAGAUGUGGCGUCUGUUUGUUUCUGUUCUCCCACACAAAAGGAGCCUCAAAGUCAUUUUGGGUUUUUUCGAGACCAAGGACUGCCAAAAUCGUCGCAGCCAAACAAAUGGCAAGAAAAAAAAAAAGUUUGUUUUCUUUUGUUUCCGCUCCUGUCUUUACCAGCCGGACCGACGUAAGUUGUUGUCGCCCUCCAAAGUUCAGCGACUGUCAUAUUUUGAGCUCUCCAACCAGGUGACAGCUUCCAAAGGGGGUCGACUGACUGCUUGGACCACUGAAAGAAAGUUGAUUGACCUUCGCAAACGGACCCAAUCCAUGUGAAAUCCUCCUCAAGUCAGAAGUGUUACCAGAGAAACAAAGCGCGGCUUGAAGCUUCAUUCAGGUGUCGCCGGGUCCCUAGGAUUCAACCGUACCUUACAGAAUGACAACGUGAAGACAACUCUCACGAGUCCUCACUGUAAAAGGGACAGCUCUGUUUUGCUUUGUCCCAUCAGCAGUCAACAGCUCGAUGGAUUCUGUGUAGCAUAUUGUGGUGAUAGAGUCGCCACUUGCUGCCUCACUGAUGGACAAUGGUUUGGAGAUCAGAAGGCCCGAAAGCUUUUUUUUCGCCCUUCCUUUUGUAGCAUCUUCUUUUUUGAGACGAAGCCUUCGGACCCUCAGAAAUCGGAUUGUGGUAUCCGCUAUUAGAAGACUCCUGCGAAGCACCACGUUAAUGGAAACAGAACCGUGCCACCGUUCCCUGAGGGGCUGCAGACGGCUGUGUUCGGCAUGGGCUGCUUCUGGGGGGCGGAGCGGAAGUUCUGGCGGCAGAAGGGCGUGUACUCCACCCAGGUGGGCUACGCGGGCGGGAUCACGCCAAACCCCACCUACAAGGAGGCGGACGCAGGUAGAACGGGCCACGCCGAGGUCGUCCGGGUGGUGUUCGACCCUGCAAAAGUGAAAUACACAGAUCUUCUCAAGGUGUUCUGGGAGAACCAUGACCCUACGCAAGGGAUGCGGCAGGGCAACGACCACGGCGCCACCUACCGAUCCGCCGUGUACACGCGCUCAGGAGAGCAGACGAGCUCCGCCCUCUCCUCCAAAGAGGAGUACCAGAAGGCGCUGACUGGGGAGGGGUUCGGCCCGAUCACCACGGAGAUCCGCGAGGGCCCGGAGUUCUACUACGCCGAGGACUACCACCAGCAGUACCUCAGCAAGAACCCGGGCGGCUACUGCGGGCUUAGCGCCACCGGGGUCUCCUGUCCAAUAGGACUGAAGAAUUAAGUGAUUGACAGGUCUGGGGAGGAGUUCGCCUUAAGUUAUCAAAUGCAACCGUACAUCAGAUCUUUAUUUUAGGUUAAUAUUCAUCCUUAAUGCAGGGUACUGCACCGUAGCAGAUCACUCUAAAUUUUUCAGCGCACAAACGCAAUAAAAAAUCUUUUAAUUUAAUUUUGACUCAGGUAUUUCAGCUACCAUUUCCUCAAUUUUGGUUUAAAAUAAAUACUUCUGUAUUUGCAUAUAUGUAUGUGCUAAAUAAAUAAACUAAAUAAACAAACACUAAAUAAA
This is a messenger RNA of Anguilla rostrata (American eel), 1908 nucleotides long. It is a transcript of the gene msraa, whose product is annotated as methionine sulfoxide reductase Aa. Lineage: Eukaryota; Metazoa; Chordata; Actinopteri; Anguilliformes; Anguillidae. The coding region runs from base 1132 to 1626 and encodes 164 amino acids. Gene Ontology annotation, biological process: cellular response to oxidative stress. Gene Ontology annotation, molecular function: peptide-methionine (S)-S-oxide reductase activity. The record is from RefSeq and is a predicted model, not a curated record. The transcript is spliced from 6 exons. Gene Ontology annotation, cellular component: cytoplasm.